Molecule: messenger RNA, 216 nt
Organism: Phytomonas sp. EM1
Lineage: Eukaryota; Euglenozoa; Kinetoplastea; Trypanosomatida; Trypanosomatidae
Source: the annotation of a GenBank genome assembly
AUGGCUUUUCCUUUACUGAUAUGCAUGUAUGAGUGUGUUUUUAUCUUUUUAUGCCGUGUAGGCUCGUUACAGUAUGGUUUUGUAUGUUGUGUAUUUCUUCAUUUUGCAUGUUUUCUCGUUCUUAUUGCAUGCAAGACCUGGCAAAAAUCAACCUGCGUUUGGGUACAUUUCCAACGAUAUCAGCUCUUUUAUUCUCUCUGUUAUAAUUCACGAUAG